ACAUGUGUGUGCUGCAGGGGGCGCUAACACUGCGCUGUCACGGUUGUGCGGCCGAAGCCCGAGGAAGAAGGACGCAGCGGAGUGUCUCUUCCAGCAUCAUCAGCCUCCACCACCAUCACUUCUGCUCAGACAUAACGCACACGGACACUGGACUCUAUUGUCAUCCGUCCACUUAAGUCUAUCGUCUGUUAUCAGGAUGUCCGACAAGAGUGAGCUGAAGGCCGAGCUGGAGAGGAAGAAACAACGGAUCGCCCAAAUUCGAGAGGAGAAGAAGAGAAAAGAAGAGGAGAAGAAAAAGAAGGACGGAGACUCGAAGCGCGGGGCCGAAGCAGGCGGCUCUUCUGGCGGCCAUGAAGACUCAGACCUGGAGAGGAAACGGAGGGAGGCAGAGGCUCUGCUGCAGAGUGUUGGCAUCACCCCUGACUUAUCCCACGCUCAGCCCCUGAGGAUAGUAACAGAAGAUACAUGUCUGUUUCACUACCUAGUCCCUGCCCCCAUGUCUCCCUCCAACAAAUCAGUGGGCAGCGAUGCAGGAAGCCAAGAUUCUGGCGAUGGAAACGCAGGACCAAGGACAUUGCAUUGGGAUCCUGACCCCUCUACUCUGCAACUCCACUCCGACUCUGAGCUCAUGGGACGUGGAACUGUGAGGCUGGGCAUGUCCAAAGUGACUCAGGUGGACAUUGUGCCGAAGGAAAUGGUGUCCUACUCCAAAGAAACACAGACACCCACUGAGACACUGACACACACCGAUCAAAAAACAGAUGAGGAAGAGGAUGAGGAGAUAACUGCUCCCCCACCAGCAGAGGAAACCCAGGAGGAGAAAGAUGAACAGGGUGAAGAGCAGGAGACGGACACUCCCAAAGAGCUGACAGAAGAGCAGAAGCUGCAGAUCAUGCACACCGAGGAGUUCUUAUCGUUUUUCGAGCGAGGCAGCAAAUUUGUGGAGAGAGCUCUGGCUGAGCACGUGGACGUCUGCUUUGACUACAGCGGCAGAGAUCUAGAGGAUAAGGAGGGUGACUUGCAGGCUGGUGCAAAGCUGGUUCUGAACAGACAGUUUGCAGAGGAACGCUGGACUAAAAACAGAGUGGUCACCUGUCUCGACUGGUCUCCUCAGUAUCCAGAGCUGCUGGUGGCUUCAUAUAACAACAACGAGGAUGCUCCCCAUGAGCCGGAUGGAGUGGCACUGGUCUGGAACAUGAAGUACAAGAAGGGCACACCUGAGUACAUCUUCCACUGCCAGUCAGAGGUGAUGUCAGCCGGGUUUGCAAAGUUUCACCCCAACCUGGUGGUGGGUGGGACGUACUCUGGACAGAUUGUCUUGUGGGACAACAGGAGCAACAAACGCACCCCUGUUCAGAGAACUCCCCUGUCUGCAGCUGCACACACACACCCAGUCUACUGUGUGAACGUCGUAGGGACCCAAAAUGCUAACAACCUGAUCAGCAUUUCCACUGACGGCAAAAUGUGCUCCUGGAGCCUCGACAUGCUCUCCCAGCCACAGGACAGUUUGGAGCUGGUGUAUGGUAAACAGAACAAAGCGGUGGCAGUCACCUCCAUGGCGUUCCCUCUGGGUGACGUGAACAACUUCGUGGUGGGGAGCGAGGAUGGCUCCGUCUACACAGCCUGUCGCCACGGGAGUAAGGCGGGUAUAACUGAGGUGUUCGAGGGCCAUCACGGUCCAGUGACUGGGCUCAGCUGUCACAGUGCCGGAGGACCUGUUGACUUCUCUCAUCUCUUCAUCUCCGCCUCUUUUGACUGGACCGUCAAACUCUGGAGCACCAAGAGUACCCGCCCGUUGUACUCGUUCGAGGACAGUUGUGACUACGUCUAUGAUGCAAUGUGGUCUCCAACACACCCCGCUCUGUUUGCUUGUGUGGACUUAGCUGGACGCCUGGACCUGUGGAACCUCAACAAUGAUACAGAAGUUCCCACCGCCAGUGUUAGUGUGGAGGGGGCUCCAGCACUGAACCGUGUGAGAUGGGCUCACUCUGGCAAAGAGAUUGCUACUGGAGACUCUGAGGGACAGGUGCAGGUCUACGAUGUAGGCGAGCAAAUCUGCGUGCCCAAGGCUGAUGAGUGGACACGCUUCGUCAGGACGCUGGCCGAGAUCAACGAGAACCGAGAUGAAGCCGAGGAACUGGCCAACGUCUGAUGUUACAAAGCCCACACUGACAAAUGCUCAUAAAUUUCUCUCCAGCACACCUAUGGCACACUACACAACACUGGCUUCCAGCUUUUCCACCUACUACAACAUGAAUUUGGCCUGAGGAGAUGUGCAGAGCUAGAAGGGAUAGAAGGACAGUUCUAGACAAGUUUUAGAUGUGUUUUUAAAAGUGUCUUGAAGAGUUUUAGAGUACAUGUGUAGGAACAAUGAAUGUCAGGCGUAGCAGCAGUAGUACAGAAGCCACAGUUAAGUGUUUGAAAGUUGUCAGAGGAAUACAGGGAUGUGAUUGUCAGAAUAGACAUGGCUGUCCACUCUAAACUUCUAGCUUUGAUAACAUCCUCAGGGCUCCAAGAAACUGCUCUUCUCCUGAGGCCUCAACCUACUCAGUUCUUUUUUAAAUAUGCAAACCUUUGUACUUGCACCUUUUUAUUACCAUUUGAGUGUUUUUACAUGUUUCAAUAUUUUCCCAACACGCUUGUGCACAUGGCUGGCAAAGCACGUGUCAGCAGAGUGGAAA
Molecule: messenger RNA, 2681 nt
Organism: Larimichthys crocea (large yellow croaker)
Lineage: Eukaryota; Metazoa; Chordata; Actinopteri; Sciaenidae
Product: cytoplasmic dynein 1 intermediate chain 2
Exons: 17
Coding region: 197-2152 (651 amino acids)
Biological process (GO): transport along microtubule
Cellular component (GO): cytoplasmic dynein complex
Molecular function (GO): dynein light chain binding; dynein heavy chain binding
Source: RefSeq, a predicted model, not a curated record